AAUAAUCACAAACACAGUAUUAGAGUUCAGUAGCAGAACCUAGUCUGAUAUCUUUGAGAUUGAACGAACACCGAAUCUCAAGACGUAACGGCUUCUUGUGGACUUCUAUCCUGGUAGACUUGUCCCUCUGCAGUUGGCUGAAUUUACAAACCAAUCCUUGCUUUAAUCCCAAAAUAAGUCUGCCCUGAAACCUGAAUUCGUACGCUGCUACAGGAUCGUCAAUCCCUUAUCUUAAUUCUACCUUCCACAUAUUGGUUACCGGUACCUUUGUUUUUCUUCUCAAUCGGUUUCCCGAAGUACUCCCGAAUAUUCAGCUAAGAUCCCUACACAAGACAAAAAAUAACAAUUAUCGUUGCAUUCAAAUUCAUCUUGUUUACUAGUCAAUCAGUAAAAAAAAUCAUAGUAAGCGGUUCUAAUCCCACGAAAACAGAAGUUCGCGUACUUCAACGCAGCUCUCAUACCCAGAGAGAAUAAUUUCCUCAUCCCUGUUCAGAUGCUCGUCGGUAACAUGUUUAUAUCUCGACUUCAACGUGUCGCACUGUUGCUGGCUCUAAUAACCCAGUGCAGAAGCUCGCCUUUGACAAAAUUCGAGCCUCUAAUCCAUGGAUUAACUGACGUCAAGGCAGAAUUGAAUUGCAAUUCAAUACCAAAAGACAUAAUCGAUGAAAUUCAAGGCCAUCAAGCCGCCGCGGACGCCAUCAUCGACUACUUCUUGAACGGGCGGGGCAAAGGUCAGACUUAUGCCGGACUGCAGUAUUUCGUCGAUACUUUUGGAGCCAGACUCUCCGGCACGGCGACGUUGGAACAGGCGAUCGACUACAUGCUAACUCAGGGCGUCAUCGACGGCUUUGAUGCAGUUUUCUCAGAGCCUGUCAUGGUGCCCCAUUGGCAAAGAAACUCUGAACACGCGAUGCUGCUGCAGCCUCGUCGGCAGACGCUCAACAUCCUCGGUCUUGGCACGUCGGUAGCAACGCCUCCUGAGGGCAUCGUGGCCGACGCAGUCGUCGUCACGAGCUUUGACGAGCUUGAGAGUCUCGGCGACCAGGUCGCAGGCAAGAUCGUAGUCUACAACCAACCGUUCGAGAGCUACGGUCAGUCAGCCGAGUACCGCGGCGACGGGGCUGCGCGCGCAGCCAAGCAAGGAGCCGUGGCCGCGCUGGUUAGGUCUGCCACUGAUUUCUCCAUCGGCUCCCCGCACACUGGCCAUCAAAACUACCAGGAAAACGUGACCAAAAUUCCCGUGGCAUGCAUUACGCAGGAGGACGCUCUCACUCUACACAGACUUUAUACGUCCGGUAACCAAAUAACGAUCCAGCUGUACAUGGAAGCGGAAAACUUCCCGGACGCGCUCUCACGGAACUCGAUCAUCGACUACACGGGGUCCGCACUACCGGACGACCUGGUCGUCGUGUCGGGACACAUCGACUCCUGGGAUGGUGGGGUCGGGGCCAUGGACGACGCAGGCGGAGUAUUCGUGUCGUAUCACGCGGCGAAGGCGCUGAAGGAGAUCGGUCUACGACCGCGCCGGACGGUCAGAACUAUCCUGUUUACAGCAGAAGAGUUCGGCAUCAUCGGUGGCGAGGCGUACUUCGAGCUGCACAGGAACGAGAGCGCCCGCUACCAGCUCAUCCUCGAGUCCGACAUGGGGACGUUUGCUCCCCUGGGUCUGGGUGUGGGGGCAGGACCGGACGUGGCUUGUAUCUUGCAGGAGGUCUUGAAGCUCACGGCUGCCAUCAACACCACUGAGUUGGUGAUUUCUUUUGAUGGUCCGGACAUCGGACCCUGGGUCGCGGAGGGCGUUCCCAUUGGCUCCCUUUACAACGCGAACGAGCGGUACUUCUGGUUCCACCACGAUCACAACAACAUAUCCUUCUUCCUCUCAGUCUCCCAAUGCAACUCGAACGAGCGGUAUUACUAUUUCCGCCACAUAGCUCAUAGCAACACCUUCCUUUAUUUCACAGGCUCCCUUUACAACGCGAACGAGCGGUACUUCUGGUUCCACCACUCCGCCGGGGACUCGAUGGAGGUCGAGAACUCCGACGUACUUGACAGAAUCUCGGCGCUGUGGGCGACCGUGGCGUACGUCGCUGCCGACCUCAGCUUCAGCCUGCAGGACUUUCAAGGCUCAGUGCUGAACUUCCAAAAGCAAUGAUUCUUUCUUAUUUAUGUAUGUGUUCGGGUUCUUGUGAAUUGCUCAGGUAUUACAUUGAACGUUGACUACUGCUUCU
This is a messenger RNA of Hyalella azteca, 2228 nucleotides long. RefSeq names its product carboxypeptidase Q. Bases 494 to 2152 code for a protein of 552 amino acids. Gene Ontology annotation, biological process: peptide catabolic process; proteolysis. Gene Ontology annotation, molecular function: metallodipeptidase activity. The transcript has 9 exons. The record is from RefSeq and is a predicted model, not a curated record. NCBI's taxonomy places the organism in Eukaryota, Metazoa, Arthropoda, Malacostraca, Amphipoda, Hyalellidae.